Rhodamnia argentea is the source of this 1645-nucleotide messenger RNA. Its product is annotated as eukaryotic initiation factor 4A-11. Gene Ontology annotation, molecular function: translation initiation factor activity; RNA helicase activity; ATP binding. The coding region runs from base 163 to 1401 and encodes 412 amino acids. Gene Ontology annotation, biological process: cytoplasmic translational initiation. Gene Ontology annotation, cellular component: cytoplasmic stress granule. The record is from RefSeq and is a predicted model, not a curated record. The transcript has 5 exons. NCBI's taxonomy places the organism in Eukaryota, Viridiplantae, Streptophyta, Magnoliopsida, Myrtales, Myrtaceae.
CGCUACCUUGUCGCCCGCACUUUCGUCGGUUCUCGUCUUCUGCAAAACAGUCGCUCGCUUCGCCCCCUUCAAACUCCGCGGUUUAGAUCCGAGGAGUUUGGUGAGAUCCCUGUCUUUCUCUCUCUUUCUCGCUACGGCGACCGUCUCCAGCAUCACUCAGUCAUGGCAGGCUUGGUACCAGAAGGAUCUCAGUUCGAUCCCCGUCAGUAUGAUACUAAGAUUAAUGAGCUGACAACUGAAGGGCAAGAAUUUUUCACUUCUUAUGAUGAGGUUUUCGAGAGUUUUGAUUCGAUGGGUUUGCAGGAAAACCUUCUCAGAGGAAUCUAUGCUUAUGGUUUUGAGAAGCCUUCUGCCAUUCAACAAAGGGGAAUUGUGCCAUUUUGUAAGGGUCUUGAUGUGAUUCAACAGGCUCAAUCUGGAACGGGAAAAACCGCAACUUUCUGUUCUGGAAUCUUGCAACAACUUGACUAUGAUGUUGUUCAAUGCCAGGCGCUAGUUUUGGCCCCGACUAGGGAAUUGGCUCAACAAAUUGAGAAGGUCAUGCGAGCAUUGGGUGACUAUUUGGGUGUGAAGGUUCAUGCUUGCGUGGGUGGAACAAGUGUUCGGGAGGAUCAGCGUAUUCUUCAAAGUGGCGUGCAUGUUGUUGUGGGCACCCCUGGCCGUGUUUUUGACAUGCUGCGAAGACAGUCACUUCGGCCUGAUUAUAUCAAAAUGUUUGUGUUAGAUGAAGCUGAUGAAAUGCUUUCACGCGGAUUCAAAGAUCAGAUCUACGACAUUUUCCAGCUGCUGCCAGCAAAGAUUCAGGUUGGUGUAUUUUCGGCUACAAUGCCACCAGAGGCCCUUGAGAUCACUAGGAAAUUCAUGAACAAGCCUGUUAGAAUUUUGGUGAAGCGUGAAGAGCUCACCCUUGAGGGUAUCAAGCAGUUCCAUGUCAACGUCGAGAAGGAAGAAUGGAAGCUGGAAACGCUGUGCGACCUCUAUGAAACCCUGGCCAUCACCCAGAGUGUCAUUUUUGUCAAUACUAGGCGCAAAGUGGACUGGCUGACUGACAAAAUGCGAAGCCGAGACCACACUGUCUCUGCUACUCAUGGUGACAUGGACCAGAAUACUCGUGAUAUAAUCAUGCGGGAGUUCAGGUCUGGGUCUUCUCGGGUUCUCAUCACCACCGAUCUCUUGGCUCGUGGAAUUGAUGUGCAGCAAGUCUCCCUUGUCAUAAAUUAUGAUCUGCCGACCCAACCAGAGAAUUACCUACAUCGUAUAGGACGAGGUGGACGUUUUGGAAGAAAAGGUGUCGCCAUAAACUUCGUGACAAGGGAUGAUGAGAGGAUGCUGUUUGAUAUACAAAAGUUCUACAAUGUGGUCAUCGAAGAGCUACCAUCGAAUGUGGCUGAUCUCCUUUAAAGAGGUGUUUUGGUCCUUGUGACGAGGGAAAUUUUUCCAUCUCUUUAAGCGGUCUUUGUUGCUCUUUUGUUUCAGUAACUUAAGUUACUUUGCUAAGUCAAUGUGACCAUUUAAUUGUAUGGGAGGCUCAAUUGCGUUAUCCCUGCAGCUCGUGUUGCCUGAAGGGUUUGAUUUUGUACGGUCUUUUUCGCAGUGUUGUCGAAAAGUUAUGUAGUAGGUUGAACCAAGUGCAUCUGCUUUGAUA